CAGCGCACCCACAGGAAGUUCCUCCCGCCACACGGGGGCGAUAAAUCCCCGCGGCCUCUGCCAGCCGGCUCCGCGUUAAUUAAGCACGAAGCAGCCGGCUGCUUUGUCAUGUUGUUAGUUUGUCAGUCGACAUUUAGAAGACGUAGCUCUUCUUUGAAACGAAUAGUUGUGUGAGUAACACAUCCACAGUUUGAUCGUUACGUUUCUAACUGGCGUUUUAUUUUAACAGGAGGACAGACUAGAAGCUAUCAUUUACCAGUGUUAAUAGUAACUAACGUUACGUGUUUAGCUAGCAGCAACUAGCCGGCUGUCGUUUCACCUUUAACCUCCGCUGUGGAAGAGUCACCAGCUCGUUGAGAGCUCUGCUGAAGCUCCAGCUACUCCUCAGCAGCGUCGGACUCGGAGAAGGAGCAGCAGGUCUCGUCGUUUCUCCAGACGAGGAUCAUGUCGAGACGCAGCCUGCGGCUCGAUGACGGCCUGCUGGACCGCGGCCUGCCGCACGGCAGCGCCUCCUUCAGUGUGGGAGGAACCGGCUGGAGGAGCACCAGGUCGCUGAAGUCUCGUCGUCCUCAGCAGCACUCGGUCUCCUGCUCAGAGUCUCUCCUCCUCGUGACUCCCGGUAAGCUGACGGGUCCGGCGCUCCCCAGCAGCAGCCUCCACAGCGCGGCCUCCGACGCCUCGCUGCUCUCCUCGCUGCUGGACGAGUCCUCCGUCCAGGAGGCCACGCUGGUCGACACCUUCUGGGGUCUGGACCACGACCUCGACCCCAAAGAAAGCACCAUCUUGGCGGAGCAGAGCACCGUCCUGGCAGACUGCACUCUGAUUGGUUCAGACGGCCGCUGUCCCAAACACCCGGUCCAGGCGCUCAGCAGGGUUUACUGUAAAGACUGUGAGCUGCACUCAGACAGGAAGGAGUCCGCAUACUGCUCCUCCUCCAAAUACGCCGCCUCCUCCUCCUCGUUGACGGGGUCGGGACCCUCGGAGCCCGCGGACCCGGAAAGUUCCACCAUCUACUGCAGAGACCGGAGCCGCAAGAGCAGGACAGCAGGUGUGCCGGCGUCCCUGUGGGGCAGGUUAGCGGCCUGCGUGCUCACUCUGCUCGCUCUGCUUUACCGUCACCUGAUGCCGCAGAAACACCACGAUGUGACAGAUGUGCUGCAGCUGUGGGUGGACUCGUCUGUGCUGUGUGUCAGGAGAGCCGCAGCCCGCUGCGUCUCUGUGCUGACACGCACCUGGCAGGUGUGUCGGGGGCUGGCCUCGCAGGUCAACGUACAGACUGAUCACAGACACGGAGCUCGAUCCGGUCCCUGUGGAGUCAUGAACCUGAGGGAGUCCACCACGAACCUGAAGGAGCGUCGUCCCGACGGAUCUCUGUGUGACGACUGUAAGGAGAAACAGCGCUCGGAGACGGGCUCCGUCGCCUCCUCUUCAUCCUCUUGGUCCUCGCUGGCUUCCUGUCUGUCGGGGCUGAUGUGGAGCGCUGCUGUCUUUACAGCCUCGCUUCUCUGUCAGCUGACUCUCAGUGCAGCUUCAGCAGUUUGGCCUCUGACCAAGGAAAUGUUUUCUGCUUCUCUGAGCGCCGGACGCUCUGCAGGUAAGGCAGCAGGUGACCUGUACAGGUGGCUCAACAGACGCUGGCAUCACAUGACCACCAGCUUCCUCCUGACGCGGUUUCCUCUCAGACUCCUCCUGGUUCUCCUCCCGCUGCUCCUCCUCUUCAGCCUGUGUUGGUUUGGUCCAGCUGGUCUACAGUCUGUCCUCGCAGCUGUCAACAUCACAGAGUGGAGGACGGUGGUCUCUGACGUCCCCGGUCUGUCCUCCAUCUACAGCCUCAUGCCCCCCGAGAGCCGCUCGGCAGAGGGCGCCGUGGAGGAGUCGAGGGAGGCGCGGCCCUACGUGGAGCCGCUCUACAGCAGACCUCCACCGGCUGAAACACCGACAGGAGAGGAGGAAGAGGCGGCGGCGGUGGAUGAGUCUGCGCGGCUCGUUCGUCUGGAGCGGAGUCUGACGGCGCUGUGGGAGCGCGUGGAGGCCGGAGGGCGGCGGGCGGAGCAGAGACACAGGGAGGUGCUCCGGCUGUACGCUGUCCUCCAGCAGCAGCUGGUCUCUACUCAGGGCGGCGGCGAGGGCGUGGAGCCCUGGCUGAGAGGCCUGCUGGACCAGCAGCUGGACCAGCAGCUGUCCCAGCUCAGGAGACAGCUGGACGAGGAGAGACGGCACAGGGACCAGCAGGAUUUGUCGCAGCAGCAGAGCCGAACGUCUCGCCUGGAUCAGCUGGAGCUGCAGCUGCAGACGCUGGCUGCCAGAACAGAGGAGGUGCAGUGGAGACAAGAAGCUGCUACGGUCUCGCCUUCACCAACAACACUUCCAGCUGCUGUCAGCCCCGGUGUGGACCGUCAGUCCCAUGAUGCCUUGCUGGCGGAGGUUGCGCGGUUGGAGGCGGCUCUGGAGGACGUCCGGCGGGAUGUUGAGGGUCUGUCUGGGUGUGAGGACAGCUGCCAACGCCCCGACAGAAUCCAGCAGACGAUUUCAGCGCAGGUUUCCGCUCAGGUCCGCGAGGAGCUUCGGACUCUGGUCUACGGCAACCAGCUGACGGUGAGGGGCGGGGCCUCCGGAGACAACGCCGGCCUCCCAGAGUCGCUCCUCCAGUGGCUGUCGCAGCAGUACGUCAGCGGGGCCGACCUGCAGGCGUCGCUGGCCUCCCUGGAGCGCCGCAUCCUGCAGAACGUCAGCCUGCAGCUGGAGCAGCGCCGCAGCGAGGAGACGGUCAGAGAGGCCGUCGUGCACGCCGCCGGGGCUGCUGGGGCCGCCGUGACCCCGGAGGACGUCCAUGUGAUUGUGAAGAACGCUCUGCGCCUGUUUUCUCAGGACCGAACUGGCCUGGCGGACUUCGCUCUGGAGUCUGGAGGGGGCAGCAUCCUGAGCACUCGCUGCUCGGAGACGUACGAGACGAAGGCCGCUCUGCUCAGUCUGUUCGGAGUUCCUCUCUGGUAUUUCUCUCAGUCUCCUCGGGUUGUUAUCCAGCCGGACAUCCAUCCAGGAAACUGCUGGGCCUUCAGAGGCUCCACGGGCUUCCUGGUGAUCCGCCUCUCCAUGAGGAUCCUCCCCACCGCCUUCUCCCUGGAGCACAUCCCCAAAGCCCUGGCACCCAGCGGGACGCUGCGCAGCGCCCCCCGAGACUUCAGCGUCUACGGUCUGGAUGAUGAGAGUCAGGAGAGAGGGAAGCUGCUGGGCUCUUACAGCUAUGAUGAGGAUGGAGAAGCGCUGCAGACCUACUCCGUCACUGAGGAGAACGACCGAGCCUUCCAGGUCAUCGAGGUACAGGUGUUGUCCAACUGGGGCCACCAGGAGUACACCUGCAUGUACCGCUUCAGAGUGCACGGGACGCCCGAAGACGUCUGAGGACGCUGCAGAGACGAUGUCAGAUUAGUUAAUACACAAACAGUGGAGACGGCAACAUGUCUGCUGCUCCUUCAGACGCCUUGAGAUUCCCACAGUCGCCUCCCAGCUAACUGCUUCAGCCACCUGCUGCUAACUGUGCCUGAGAAACCGCACACUUCAAUUACUUUCGGUUGAUUUCAAGUGUCUGCAGUCUCUGCUAUAAACUCACUUCCUUCCUUCCAGCCCGAAUGUGAUCUGAGUGUUAUUUCCUGUGGAAAAAGAAAACACUGACAGCUUUGAUGUGAUGUAUAAUUUUUCUGUCAAUAGUUAAUAUUUUUAUAUUUAAUAGUGUUUUGUAUUUGCUGUGCUGAAGGUUCUUCGUGUUUUAGCCGAUUUUUCUUUUCGGUUACAUCAUUGCACUGUGGUAAUGCAGUUAGCUGUGAGCAGGAAAUGUUUUUCAGGUCUGUCUUCAUAUGCAAAUGUGCGUACUGAAAUUGCUCCAACACAUUUUAAAGUGAAGCUUCAGCAGUUUGAGUUGACAAAUGAACUGAACUCUUCCAAAGUUUUGGUCUUUUCAGAAUAAAAUGUCGUCUUUUGUUUCCACAUUCAGUGUUUCCUUACCGAGCCACGACAGCGGGACAGUGACGAAUCAUUUCAAACUAAAAAGACUAACUUUGGAAGAUAACUUCUUGAUUUGAUUAACUCUGAACUUUCCAAGUCAUUUUACACGGAAGGACUGUGGAUUUUAUCUCCAUCACUUCCAUUGAAAUGUCUUUAGGAGGGGAAGGGGCCAGUAUGAACCAUUAUAACCAUUACUGCUGGAAUAUUGCGUGUGGGACAUUUAUAUUGAGUUGUUGUUGUUUUCAAAUGUUUUUAUUUAAGUUCUGUCGUGUGAAUCUGAAAUUCGGGUUGAAAAACAAUCAAAGUCAAAUGAUCUGCUCUACAGCAACACGUGGUUUUUAUUUUCCUCCGAAUGUGAUUCUCCAACAGAGAAGUCCGUAAGUGUAACGCAGCCGAUCGUCAGACGUCUGAGUGUCCUUGAACGCACCAACAGGAAGGGUUUUCAAAGUGGCUCACAGCUGCAGCGCUGAACGAUGAUUAAAAAUUUGAAAAGUUUCAAAAAGGGAAUUCAAAGAAAAAUGGGAGAGAAUAUUUUUGCACUGAUGGACUCGACAAGUGUCGCUAACGGCUGUAAAAUUCUAUGUUUGUGUUUUGUCUUCAGGUUAAUGGAAGAUGAUUUUAUUUUAUUCUCACUGUUUGUGAAAACUGUUGAUCACUUUUUUUUUUUUUUUUUACAUAAUAUAUAUUUUUGUGUUUUUUUUGUAUGUGAUUUCAAGUUGGACAUAAUAAAGAUGUGAAUGUUUUUA
This is a messenger RNA of Siniperca chuatsi (mandarin fish), 4748 nucleotides long. RefSeq names its product SUN domain-containing protein 1-like. The record is from RefSeq and is a predicted model, not a curated record. Gene Ontology annotation, cellular component: meiotic nuclear membrane microtubule tethering complex; nuclear envelope. The coding region runs from base 445 to 3402 and encodes 985 amino acids. The transcript has 23 exons. Gene Ontology annotation, molecular function: protein-membrane adaptor activity. Gene Ontology annotation, biological process: nuclear envelope organization. NCBI's taxonomy places the organism in Eukaryota, Metazoa, Chordata, Actinopteri, Centrarchiformes, Sinipercidae.